CAUGGCCAUCGGGCUGCGGGACCGCACCGAACCCACUCCGGCACCGCCACCCGAGGAAGAGCCCAGGCAUCUGGGAGCUGGAGGAGACACAGGUCUAAUGGAAAACACAUCAUCAGCUGGGAAAAUGCAGGGGAUAUUCAAGAGAGCCUCAAAAAUAUUUCGGCAAACCCGGGUUCUUCUAUGGAAAAAUAUUCUUCUGGUGUGGAGGAUGAAGACAGAAAGUUUUCAGGAAUGGAUUACAUCGGUGAUUUUGCUCUUAAUAAUACAAGCGUCGUCAAAUAUGGUGUUCCACCACCCACGGCAAGAAGUCCCUUACGUCUCCCUCGGGCGAUUGGACGACCCUGCCUUUAAUGCCACGGGAGUGACGUUGGCCUACACCCCCGUGACAAACACCACCCGGCAGAUAAUGAGCCACGUGGCUGCAGAUUCUGCUUUGACAGGUAUAAUAAUAGAAGAGGUAGAAAGUGAGAAAAAACUGGAAACGAUAGGAUUUGAGGAGGAAGACGUCAUUGGUGUUGUUUUUAAGGAUGACUUCUCCUACCGUCUCAGAUUCCAGCACGACAGAGUGGUACCUCCAGAUGAUGCCUUUGAACACAUUGAUACCUGCUACAAUUUUUCAUCAAGUUAUUGUGAAUUCCCAUUGUACUGGCACGGGGGUUUCCUGUCAGUGCAGUCCAGCAUCGAUGCAGCACUCAUACAAGUGAAAACGAACCAUUCUGUUUGGGAAGAGAUGAAGUCAAUUAGCGGCGUUCACACGAAAUCACCCUUGAUCAAACCUGUGUAUAAAAUGGGUUAUAUUUGGUUCAUUAUUUACAUUAUAUUCUGCUUCUCCCCAUACAUGUACUUUUUAUCAGUGAAAGUUAUAAGAGAGAAGAAACAGCUCAAGGUAUUAAUGAGAGCAAUGGGUUUGCAAGACAUUGCAUUCUGGUUGUCCUGGAGCCUGCUGUACAGCGUUUACAUCUCCAUAACAGCAAGUCUGCUGACACUCAUCACAAUUAGAGAAGUCACCCAUGUUUUCAGCUUUUUUGAGAUAUAUUUUUUUUACUUCUUUUAUGGCAUAGCAUCUAUUCACUUCUGUUUCAUGCUCAGCUCCUUGUUAAAGCAGCCCAAUAUUGCCAGUUUUGUGGGAUUUGUCCUUCACAUCAUCUUCGGGUUGCUGGGCUUUCUGACGUUGUUUGAAAAACUACCCGUGUCCUUGGAGUGGAUUUUUAAUCUCUUCAGUCCUUUUGCCUUCACAGCUGGCUUCUCAAAGAUGGUAAAGUUUGAAAAAUACGGACCAGCCUUUGCACCGGACUUGUACCCUUUCUUUACCCUGUACAUCACACUGACCCUGGACAGUGUCUUGUAUUUGCUGUUGGCCAUCUACUUCGAUAAGGUUUUGCCUGGUAAGUAUGGAGUACCAUAUCCACCUUCUUUCUUCCUGAGACCGUCGUUCUGGUUCCAGCCCCGGAGUGGGUAUGUGGGGGUGCAGGGUGUCAGCGGGAGCAGCCACCAUCCCAUCCUCAGCAAUAACAUCGAGCCGAUGCCUCCGGGCUUUGAUGGGAAGGAAGCCAUCAGACUAAACAAUAUUAAAAAAUUAUACAAGAAGAAGGACAAGAGAACUGAAGCUUUAAGGGGUUUGUCCUUUAGCAUUUAUGAGGGCCAGAUCACUGCAUUACUUGGUCACAGUGGAUCUGGAAAAACUGCUCUCUUAAACGUGCUCAGUGGAUUUUCCAAGCCUUCGGCAGGUUCUGCAACGAUAUACAACUACAAAGUGUCUGAAGUUCAGGAUAUGGAAGGAAUCCAGGCAAUGGUCGGGAUUUGCCCCCAGUUUAAUUUGCAUUUUGAAGCCUUAACGGUGAAGGAGAACCUGAGAAUUUUUGCUCACAUCAGGGGGAUUCAGCAGAAGGAAGUAGAGCAAGAGGUGCAGAAAGUUCUCGUGAUGUUGGACCUCACCGACCUUCAGGAUGUCCACGCCAAUACUCUGAGUGGGGGACAAAAAAGAAAACUGUCUCUUGGAAUUGCAAUUUUAGGGAAUCCCCAGGUGUUGCUUUUAGACGAGCCGACGGCUGGGUUGGAUCCCUGCUCCAGGCACCAUGUGUGGAGCCUUCUGAAGGAACGUCAGGCUGGACGCGUGACGCUCUUCACGACCCAGUCCAUGGAGGAGGCUGAUGCUCAUGCUGAUCGGAAAGCUUUCCUCUCAAAUGGGAGAUUACAGUGUGUUGGCUCAUCUCUGUAUUUGAAGAGAAAAUGGGGAAUUGGCUAUCACUUAAGGAUGAGCAUAAAUGAGGUGUGUGACACUGAGCUAACUUCAUCCCUGGUCAGACAGUACGUCCCCGGUGCCGUGCUGGCAGGACAGAAGCAGGGGGAGCUGGGGUAUCUGCUACCUCUGGAGAACACCGACAGCUUCCCAGAUCUGUUCAGUCACCUCGAGAGCAGUCUUCUGCAGGGGGUUGUUAAUUAUGAGGUUAGCAGGACAACCCUGGAAGAUGUUUUCCUGAAGCUGGAGGGUGAGGAAGCCAUUGGUCAAGAAGAAGAUGGAGACCUUGAGGAGAGGGACCAAAGCCUCCUGGUGUUUUCCGAGCAGGGGAGCGUGGAGCUGAGCGGGAUGGCGCUCUGGAGGCAGCAAGUGUGUGCCCUGACGAGAGUUCGCUUCCUAAAACUAAAGCACGAGGGAAAGUUUCUCAGAUCCAUAUUGCUGUUCUUUGGAAUGUUUAUCCUUCCAAUGCUUGUGAUUUUCAUUGGAUUUCAACUGUGGGACAGCUCCAGCAACUGGGAAAUCACGGCUAGCUCGUAUUUUCUUCCCACUGCAGAGAAAAUUCAAAAUAAGUCGACAAAUCUCCUCAUCCUCAAUGAUACAGGAGCAGAAAUUGAGGAUUUCAUUGCUGCUUUGAAGGCUCAAAACAUAAUCCCAGAAAUAACUCUUGAGAAAAACAUCACAAGCAUUCCGCUACAUAAUGGAGCUCUAAAAAUAUCCCUGGAAGGCAAGAGCUACCGAUUCACAGUCAUGUGCAGCGUGGAGCCCAUCAACUGCUUCCCUGUGCUCCUGAACAUCCUCAGCAACUCCUUCCUGAGGCUCUUCAAUUCCACCGCAUGUAUCCGCGUCUGGAGCGAGCCCUUUUAUGGCAUGCAAAACGCAGAAAUAAAGAGUGAUAUUUUUUUCAUCUGUCUCAGCUACUUGCUGAUUCUGGCUGCUGGUUUGCCUCCUCACUUUGCAGUGAGCAGCAUGGAGGAUUACAAGCUCCAGGCCCGUGCCCAGCUGCGGCUGGCGGGGCUCUUCCCCUCGGCCUACUGGUGUGGGCAGGCCCUGGUGGACAUCCCGCUCUUCUGGACCCUGGUGGGCCUCAUGUUGGGCAUCAUGCUGCUCUUCAACCGCAUCUGCCCCUUGCAGGCCAGCGCCGUCCUGCUCCUGAUCGUUUGCCUCGUUGGUUAUGGAGUAUCCCUUGUUCUCCUCGUCUAUUUAAUUGCCUUUCAGUUCCGCAUGGGGCGAAGCAAUCGUUACAUUUGGUCUUUCAUCUUCAUCCUGGUGAAUUUCACUCUCUAUAUGAUCAGUGACUUACACGAUGCACUUUAUUUCACCUUCUCUACUUUAAUUCCUGUGUUUCCACCACUGGGCUGGUUGAUCUUUUCUACACCACGUUUUUCAAGUUUUCAUACUGAUCUUCUUGAGUCGUGGAAUCACAUCUUCGUCGCUGUCUUUGCACCUUACAUCCAUUGUGUGAUUUUUGCUUUUCUGCUGCGCUGUCUGGAGAUGAGAUACGGAGAAGCAGUUACAAGACUUGAUCCCAUCUUCAGGGUCCAGCGGAGGAGAGCGGUUCCCCACCAGAACAGGGACCUCCCCGGGGAGGAGGCCCCAGAGGUCCAUGCGGAGCGGGAGCGGGUGAGGAGCACCAUGGGCUCCCUGCACCAGGAGGAGGACUCAGUUAUCGUCGUCAACAGUUUGCGCAAGGAAUAUGUAGACAAGAAAGCCAGCUCCAUCUUAAAGAAAAAGAAGAAAGUUGCUGUCAAAAACCUCUCUUUCAGUGUUAAAAAAGGAGAAAUACUAGGUCUCUUAGGACCCAACGGAGCUGGAAAAAGCACAACUAUCAAUAUGAUUUCUGGGGACGUAGCGGUGACUGCUGGGGAGGUGCUGCUGAAGGGCUGGGGUGCAGCCACGUCCCCCCCGGGGUGCCUGGGCUGCUGCCCCCAGCGGGACCCGCUCUGGCCAGACCUGACCGUGCUCCAGCACCUGGAGGUCUAUGCUGCCCUGAGGGGGAUGUGGAAGGAGGAGGCACCUGUUCAUAUCAGCCGUGUAGCAAAGGCCUUGGAUCUCCAGAAGCAUUUAGAGACCCCAGCUAGGAGGUUAUCUGCUGGGGAAGCCAGAAAGCUGAGUUUUGCGCUGAGCGUCCUGGGGGACCCGAGGGUGAUGCUUUGGGAUGAGCCGUCGGUGAGCAUGGACCUGAGAGGGCAGCGCCGUAUGUGGAGAGUGAUUCAGGCUGCUGUGAAAGGCAAGGAGCGGGCAGGCGUCCUCAGCACCCAGUACCUGGAGGAGGCGGAGGCGAUGUGUGACCGGGUGGCCAUCCUGGUGUCAGGGCAGCUACGGUACAUUGGUUCCCUUGAGGAUCUGAAAAGGAAGUUUGGCACGAGUUACCACUUAGAAGUCAAAAUGAUGGACACAGGGCAAAGCGAUGCUCUCCACGCCGAAAUCCUGCGCCUCUUCCCCCGCGCGGCUCGGCAAGAAAGGACGGCUUCUUUGCUCAUCUACAAGAUACCAAUGGAAGAUGCGCUACCUCUGUCCCAGUCUUUCUCCAAGCUGGAAGCAGCUAAACAGAAUUUCAGGCUUGAGGAGUACAGCUUGUCAUUGCACACUUUGCAACAGGCAUUUCUAGACCUCACCCAGGACCUGGAGGAGCACGACCUGGAUGCGGCAUCCAACAGGGCUGUGGAGCAGAGACCACUUCACCUCUGAGCCCUCAGAGCCACCAAGGAAAAUAUUCAGCUUAUUUCAUCAGUGUUACUGAUACGUGGGAUCGGACGCAGCCCUCAGGCUUGGUUUUCUGUGUCACAGCACGUACUGCUCUGCAGGUUUUCUGCCUCACAAAGAAAAAAUAAUUAUUGUUUUGAUAAAUAAAGCCUUUAUCCUUUGACAAA
Calidris pugnax (ruff) is the source of this 5109-nucleotide messenger RNA. Its product is annotated as ATP-binding cassette sub-family A member 9-like. The record is from RefSeq and is a predicted model, not a curated record. The transcript is spliced from 39 exons. Gene Ontology annotation, cellular component: membrane; intracellular membrane-bounded organelle. Lineage: Eukaryota; Metazoa; Chordata; Aves; Charadriiformes; Scolopacidae. Gene Ontology annotation, biological process: lipid transport; transmembrane transport. Gene Ontology annotation, molecular function: lipid carrier activity; ABC-type transporter activity; ATP hydrolysis activity. The coding region runs from base 2 to 4927 and encodes 1641 amino acids.